Molecule: messenger RNA, 9381 nt
Organism: Scleropages formosus (Asian bonytongue)
Lineage: Eukaryota; Metazoa; Chordata; Actinopteri; Osteoglossiformes; Osteoglossidae
Gene: helz2a
Product: helicase with zinc finger 2a
Exons: 20
Coding region: 829-9156 (2775 amino acids)
Molecular function (GO): RNA nuclease activity; 5'-3' DNA helicase activity; RNA binding
Source: RefSeq, a predicted model, not a curated record
AUGAGGAAAGGAAUGAGGAAUAUUAUUUGAUUCUUUGUUUUCAUUCACAAGAAAAUUACGUGUGGUUAAACUGGAAAUAGCAAACCCUCCUUCUGUGUCUUGUCUUUUUUGGCACACGUAAAAGUUACACCUCCUGCACACACUUCGUCCGCUGCUGUCCAGGCUCACAUUGUGGCUGACAUCGUUAUAUCUUCAAUAAAUGCGCCACAAUCCACAUGAUCACGUGAGCGUACAUUCAUUAAAAGUUGUAUUGAACCGUCCGCCGUCGUUGACACCACUUCCUUGACUCUUCCCUCCCUGUUACACUUCAGCGUCUCUAGUUUGGCCUUCCUUCCGUGGUGGAAAAUUGCACCCAUGAUAUUUGCGUUAAAAUAUGUUACCUUCGAGGCAACGAAGAAUGAGUAAUAAGUAUAAGGGCACAUGAUUCGCAACGCUGUCGCAACGCUGACACGCAGAAACGCGGAAAACGAAACUUAAGAGCGCCGCGCGGAAAACGGAGCGUCGCUCCGCUUAGUUAAGGGCGUCCCACCCACCGCGUCGCCUCCGCCACACACCACUGUGGCCUCUGCUCCCCGCAUCCCGGCAGCUCGUGACGUGUGUGACACGAACCGAACGUGGAACCACUUACUGCUCGCAUCUCCGCGGGAAGAAAACACAUGAUCACAUGCAUUUCAACAGUUAUUCGCUCGGAUGCCAUCGCUUCCCUGCUGCUCUCUAAAGAAGACACUGGAUACAUUAUUUUAAAAGUUUGCAGAGCUACUGCAAACGUUGCAUGUCUUUUUUAUUGCAGUAUAAAAUGUAAUAUAGUUAAACACUAGCAGCUAACCGAUGGAGCACAGUACUUCCAUUUUACGGGAUCUCGUACAAAAGUGCAGACUCAAACUUGCUUGUUCGUUAUGUUCUAUAAAGGAGAGUGAAAUCUCAUAUUCACUGAAAACUGUGAACCACCAGUGCACUAGGAAUAUACUUUUGGCUAAAGCCAACGGUAACACCAAAAACUGGAAGCAUGUCUCCCGUCGGCCCGAAUUUCCGAAUCCCGGCCAAUACGCCGUGUGCCAUUUUUUUAAAGAAGGGUGUGGUUGCGCCAAGCAUAAGAACCGAUGCACCUUUGCCAGAAGCCAUGAGGAAGUUCUGGUGUGGAAUUUUGUGAAACGCCGCCGUAUAGAUCAUGCCACAUUAAUGAGACUGGUAGCAGACCUUGAAACUUUUACUGCUAAACAAACAAAUGCAGCAGAACAAAUCUUGACCGAGUUUUCCGGGGAGUUUCUGGAGCUCUGCGAGGCAUGUUUCCACAGCAGUCCGCAGAGGAUUGCAACCAAACGGUGGAAUAACACUUGCAGCUCACGGGAAGCACACCCCUGGAGGCCAGUAUUAAUCCACUACUUAGUGGAAGGACAUAAUAAAAAAGUUUACAAUGAGAUCCGAAAACCACCAGCCAAGCGCGACCUUCAGUUUUGCAGCCACAUCAAGAAGGGCUUGCCCUGUUGGCACGGGUUCUCCAGGUGCCUGUUUGCCCACAGCGAGGUGGAAAUGGCUGUGUGGAAGGCAGAGGGCCUGGGUCAGUGGGAUCGCGGGCAACUGGUGUUGCUGUCUCAGAAGAGGCUGCAGACAAUCUCAAGCUCUGCAGGUGAGCCCAGUUCUCAGGAGGAAUUCUACUGCAAGGCUUGCUUGCUGACUGUAUCCUCUAAGGAGAACUUUGUAAGACACUGUAGUUCCCUGGAUCAUGCCCGGAUGAUUUCCCAAGACUCAACCGUUGAAUGGAAGCACCGUCCUCCACCUCAGAAGCACAUAAAAGAAUUUCAGCUGUGUGACAGGCCCGAGGCAUGUGAUUAUGGAGACAACUGUGUGCGAGCCCAUUCAGACGAGGAGCUGAGAGAGUGGCUCACGCGAUACAGGGAAGUUGAGGAGAUCAGACACAACAUCAAUGCUGAGGGGCUCAUGUCUUAUAGAGACCGUCUCUUGCAAGAAUACAAGAGCAGCAGUAAUGAAGUGCACAUUAUCUCAGAUUAUGUGGAUGACGUCGCAGUCACAUAUGACAUGAGUUUGAGUAUGAUAUGUGAGGAGACUGGUACUGAACUGAAAUGGAAUUUCCAGAUAUUGACCGAGAGAUUAUUUGCCCAUGUUGCAUUGCUGAAGGAUGAACCAGGAGCCAUUUUCACCAUUGGUGAAGACAUCACAGAAGACCCUUGCAAUUAUGCCAGAGGAGAAAGAUUUGCUACCUCAGAAAUGUCCUAUCAAGUCCCAGUCUGUUUCAAAGCUGUCAACCCAGGCCUGUAUGUACAGUGGCUGGUGUUUGACUUUGAUAUGAGGCCAGUACUGCUACAGAAGCUCCAGGUGAUAGUGGGUGAACAGAAAUCCUAUGAAUUAGAAGAGAUUGCGAAGAAAGACGGCUUCUCUGGCCAGGUGUUGGAUAGAUGGCACAGGGGAAAUAAAUUUAUCAUCCCGUACUUGGAAAAGAGGGACGAAGAGGUGGAGCUCCAGAAGGAGUACAAACCUCCUCACAUGAACUUUGAAUUCAGUGCCAGAGCUGAAGACAGCACUUCUCUUACCACCAAUAACUACAGAGAAAGAAUGCACAGCUUCCUUUACAAAGAGGAGCUAGCACAUGAAAAUGUGGUGUCCAGACUUAGUCUGCAAGAGACAAUCUCCUUGUCUGACAAAAUCUAUGAGGAUACAUUUGGGUUUAAAAUCGCUCCAGCCGGAGAACUUUUUGCUGCAGUUCCUGUUUUUUAUUUGCUAACUCCUGACACACCUGAGGGAUUUGUGCUCAGGAGAGCAGUUAGUUCAGCUCUGGUUGCUCCUUCAUCAGGCAGUAGUCGGCAGGUGUAUGAAGCAGAAAUCCUUCGAGAUGCCAGCAGUGAGAACAAGAUGUACCUACAGCUCUCCAAAAGAUGCUGCUCUGACCUGAACCUCCGGAAGGACACAACCUAUAAAAUGGAGAUUCAGUUUCAGAUCAAUCGUCUCCAUUUCUGUGAGAUGCACAAGGCCAUUGACCUCCUUCCAGAUGUUGAGAUUGUUUUGCCAGACCUCAACCGUUGCUGUGUUCCAGUUCACAAAGGGGAACAACCUAGGCUCAAUGCAAGGCAGCAAGCGGCCAUGUCUUUCAUACUUGGAGAUUCAGACAGCAAAGGGACUGUUGCACCACUCCUCAUUUAUGGGCCCUUUGGAACAGGAAAAACAUUCACUCUUGGUACAGCAGUCAAGGAGCUGGUACGUCAGCCUGGAACCAGAGUCUUGAUCUGUACUCACACUAACAGUUCUGCAGAUUUAUAUGUCAAAGAUCAUUUCCAUCAGUAUGUCAUUGCUGGACACCAUGAAGCCAAACCUCUCAGAAUAAAAGCAAAUAAAAAAGGAGUGCCUGUAGGUGCAACAGAUGAUGUCACAUUGCAAUAUUGUCAUCGUUCCAGUGAUGGCCAAUCCUUCACAUUUCCUGAUCGUGCUACAAUAAACCAGUUCAGACUAGUCAUAACAACUGCAUCCAUGGCGAGACAUUUUCAUAACCUGAAGCUACCCUCUGGCUAUUUCACCCAUAUCCUGAUUGACGAAGCUUCUCAAAUGCUUGAGUGUGAAGCUCUGAUGCCAAUCGGUCUGGCUGGGAAAGGAACACGUGUGGUUUUAGCUGGAGAUCACAUGCAGCUGUGUCCAAAGCUCUUCUCUGUGGCGGAUGAACAACGUUCUGGUUGCACUCUCCUUAAUCGUCUCUUCCGAUACUACCUGCAACACACAUCUUCCAUAGCUUUGAAAAGUAGAAUCAUUUUCAAUGAAAAUUACAGGUCCACAAAAGAAAUUGUUGACUUUGUGUCAAGUAAUUUUUAUGCCAGUAAGAGUGAUGCCAUCAAAGCCCAUGGAAAGGUUCCUGCUCAUCCCAGAUGCCAUCCUCUGAGGUUCCACCAUGUCCGUGGCCAGUGCAUUCUAGACAAAACAACAAUGUCCUGGUUCAACUAUGAAGAGAUUACAAGUGUUGUGCAUAUUGUGGAAAAUCUCCUUAAAGACUGGCCAAAUGAAUGGGGAAAUCAGGAGCAAAGAACUAUAUGUGUUCUUUCUGAAGGAUGUCAGGUUUUUCUAAUCAGGAAAGAACUGCGAAAAAGAAACUUUUCAAGAGUGACUGUGGAAAAUCUGGAAAAUGUCCAAGGCAAACAGUUCCGAGUACUGGUGAUGACAACAGUUCAUACUCGUGAUAGUCUGCUCUCAUCUGACAUAACUUGUCUGGACUUCUUUAAUGAUGCUCGAGUUCUGAACACUGCAAUGACCAGAGCACAAUCACAGGUUAUUGUGGUGGGAGAUGCUGCUGCUCUGUGUGUGUUUGGCAAAUGCCCAAAAAUUUGGAAGAACUACAUAGAGCAGUGCAUUGUCAAGAAAAGUGCAUACCCACCACAUCUCACCCUAGACUACAUUGAAGACGAAAUGAGGGAAAUCUCACGAUUUCAGAGGCCCAUAGAAAUGGGCAACUGUGAUGUUGAUUCUACUGAAGUGGAGAACGAGGAUGAGAUACUGAACGAGCUAGCAGAGGCUGACUGUAAUGUAAAUUAUGAACCAUCAGUGGGAGACAAUGGGGACUACAAUGAAAUGGACAACAUCUGUGAACAACACAAGGAUUGUCAUUCAAACCUUGAAGCAGAAGAACUAAUGAACAUGGUUAAGCAAUAUCCAGGUUUAUAUAAGCAUGGUGAACUGGUAAUGGACAAGUUUAAUGCAGGGUAUGUCAUACCAUUUGAUAAUCCUGUUGCACAUAUCACAGUUAAGGGAAGAAAGGACUUGGCGAUGUCUUUUUCUGGUGAUGAGGUAGUUGUUGAAAUAACAACUAAAGAAAAUGGUAAAUAUUUUGGGAAGGUACUAGGUGUCACUAAGAAAUCUCAAUCCUCACGAGUAUGUAUAUGUACUUUAGAGGAUAACGAUAAUCCAAAGCCGAGAAUCCUAGCUGAAAGUAAAUUUGUUAGCAAGGUCAUGGUGCCUAUAAAAAACAGUGUGACCAAAAUUCGAAUUUUGGUGAGCAAGAGGUUUCCAAACUCAAUCCCUGUAUACAAGUCUGAUAAUGGAAAAUGGAACAUAGUGAAGCAUCAUUACCUCAGUGAAGAAAUAAAACGCAAGCAUGUCUUUCUUGUGGAGGUGGUGUGCUGGAAAGAAAACUAUCUGUUUCCUCUGGGUCAUGUUACAGACAUACUACCAAUUGGAACUUCUAUGGAUGAGGCACUGAAGAUCCUGGAUGCGGAAUUCAAUGUAGUUUCUCCUCCACAAAGUGUCCUAGCUGCAGCACAAGUCUGUGUGGGCCCCCAAAAGGGUGAUGAAACCAGAAUGGAUUUCCGUGAUUUGAUUACUUUCACUGUUGACCCAGAAAAUUCCAAAGACUUGGAUGAUGCAAUUAGUGUGAAGGAAAUGGAUGGCUAUUAUGAACUCGGAGUGCACAUUGCAGAUGUGGCAAGCGUUGUAAGUAAGGAUAGUGUCUUAGACACGUAUGCAAAAAAAAAUGGAGUCACAUACUAUAGGCCCAGUAAAGAACCAGUACAUAUGUUUCCGCAGUCAGUUGGCAUUAAUACAUGUAGCUUUCUUCCGGGAUUUGAUCGCAGGGCAAUUUCUUUGAUCGUCAAAGUGGACAAAGUGAAAGACAGAGUUCUUAGUAGCAAAUUUGUUUUGUCUCAAAUAAGAUCAGACAGGAAGCUGUCUUAUGAAAAAGCGGAGAACAUAAUUGAGCAAACUUCAAAUGGCCUGAGAUUUCAUACAGUGGAAGAUUGUGUUGCUGUUGCUUACCGCUUUUCAAAAGCUCACAGAAAGGCAAGACUUCUGGAAGACUGGUGGUAUGCUAAACCUGAUGAUCAGAGGGUUCCAGGGAGAAGAAGAUCCCAUCAAAUGAUUGAAGAACUCAUGAUAAUGUUCAACAAUGCAGUAUCUGAAUUCCUCAUUGGUAUAAAUGAAACAAAUCAAUGUACACCACUGAAGUGCCAGGCAAAGCCUAAACAAGAGGAUAUGUUAGAACUACAGAAGAAGUAUAAAGAUCUCAUACCAAUGUCUACACACUUGACAUAUCACAUUGGUAUCCCUGAACAUCAGUUAGGAGAUGGAGGUUUCUGUGUACUGACAUCCUUAUGGGAGGAGCUCCAGUCUGCUGCAAAGAGUAGAGAAUUUGACAGAAUAGCUGAUCUGAUUGCCACAGAUGACAUCCAUCCACAACUGCUCCCUGCUACAAAAGAAUUUAAUCGGAUGCUUGGUAGAUCAUACGUGAUCCGUGCCAACUCAAGUCCUGAAGCAAGGGUUGGCCACUACUCUUUGCAGCUUGAUUCGUACACACAAGCAUCAUCACCUAUCCGCCGCUACUUGGAUGUUAUCCUGCAGAGACUUCUCCAUGCAGUGCUCUGUCAUACACCAGUCCAGUACUCCCCACCUGAGAUUGACAUGUUGUGUCAGCAGUUUGAUAAGAACAACAAAAAGGCAAAUGACUACCAAAGAAAAGCUGAAACACUCUCUUUUUGCAUACAUCUCAAGAAACAAAAUACUCAAAAGGUGGCAUUUGUCACUGAGGUGAACCCUGAAGGAGACAAUUUCAAGUUAUCAUUUCCAUUUUGUAGUGAUCUACCAGGCUUCUUACCUGUUAUGUACAAAGAAUUACAAUUAGAAGACCAACCACUGUUUGAUAAAGAGAAGGAGCACAUGAAGCUGAAAUGGAAGCGCAGAAUUUAUUCCAUGGACACCACCAGCAUGGACCUUGAACUGAAAAAAGUCCAACACAGUAGUCCAUGCGUCAGUGUCCCAAAAAAGGUUUGGCACAAACUUGUUGAAGCAGCGACAAAAGAGGACUGGAACAGUGUGAUCUCUAUUAUAAUGAGUACAACUACAGAACCCAAAAAGGAUUGCUUGGAGACGAGAAAAGACUCUAGUUGUGAGAAGCACUAUGUACAACUUGCUCUCAAUUUGAAACCCGGAGAAACCCUUGAAGUCCAAAUGACAACAGAAAUAAAACAAGGCUUUUUGAUGCCCACAGUUCAGCUGCUUAACAUUAAUCCAUGCUUUGAGGUGUGUGUAGACCAUACCCACAGCCCCAUUGUCUGCUUCUCUAAAUGUGCGGAACGGGCAGCUAAGAAUGUGUAUGUAAAUAUUGACGAAUAUGUAAGAAUCUGGAGACCACUUUGUGAAAUGGAGUCUGCUGCCAAUGCUGUAGAUGAAAGUGAGAGUAUUACCAUUGAAGACAUGAGUGUGAUUUGGAAAAGGGGAACCAAAUUGGAAGGAAGCUUUUUCUUACCUGUGAAGUGCGUGAAAGAUUGGGCCAUCGAAUGCAACCUUGGGAAGUGCUACUUGUGCGUUCGAAAAAGGAACCUGAAAUAUUCCAUUCCUGAUCAACAUGAAAUGAAAGUGGAUCCAACAGGUUUUACUUGGGUGGCUCAUGGAGUGACUACUAGGUCGUCAGAACCUAGAAAGAAUUCAGAACAUAAAAUUAAAGAAGUGGAGUUCUAUAUCAAUCACACAGCAAUGGAAGAAAUCCCAGAAUGUGUGCGUCAGGACAACAUAAAGUUCACAGUUGAAUUAAUUCCAAAACUUCUGCCUGAUAUACGAAAAGAGAGUGCGAUAAUCAACUUAAAAUCUGCAAAUGAACUUGUUCAGAGCAUAGCACUUGGAAAGAAAAUACCUAAAGGAGACGCAGAAUCUAUCCCAAAAUGGAGAAUCAUUAAAACCGAGCCACCCCCGGGACUUCCGAGGCUGAAUGAGAGUCAGUUUGCUGCAAUAGAGAAGGCACUGAAAAGCAACUUUACUCUUAUCCAGGGCCCGCCAGGAACAGGAAAGACUGUAGUGGGAGCCUACAUAGUAUACUGGUUUCAUGUCCUGAACUCCCAAAAACCAAGGUACGUUGAAGACCCCAAGGAAAAAGAGAAGAAGGAAGUUAUUCUCUACUGUGGACCAUCCAACAAGUCUGUUGAUGUCAUUGCUGAGUACCUAAUGAAGUUUAAAGACAAACUAAGACCUCUACGAGUAUACAGUCGACAGGUGGAGAUGCUGGAGUAUCCCUACCCAGGUAGCAUCCUUCAGCUGUCUCGUAAAUCACUGAGGCAGGAGCACUCCAAGCAAGAGCUCAGAUCUAUUACUUUGCAUCAUCUUAUAAGACAGAAAGAGAAUCCAUUCUGGAAAGAAAUAGUAGAGUUUGAUAAACGAAUUCAUAAUAAAGAUGAGCUGACAGACGAGGAAGUUGAAGAAUACAGAAAGCUGCUAAAUAAAGCACGGCUGCAUGAGCUGAAGAAACAUGAUGUCAUUUUGUGCACCUGCACGGCCUCCUCCACCCCAAACAUCACCAAAACUGUCAGCGCCCGCCAGAUCCUCAUUGAUGAGUGCGCCAUGGCAACUGAACCCCAGGCCUUUGUCCCAUUGGUUAGCCACAAACCCGAGAAGAUCGUUUUGCUUGGUGACCACAAGCAACUCCGGCCCAUCGUCAGGAAUGAACUUGUUCGCAGUUUGGGAAUGUCAAAGUCCCUUUUUGAACGAUACGUUGAACGUACAGAACGACGCGUGAUGCUGGACACACAGUACCGAAUGCAUGAAGAGAUCUGUGAAUUUCCCUCCAACGAAUCUUACAAUGGGCAGCUGAAAACUGCAGUGGAACGCCCAUGCAGCGUCCUUCAGGUCAACUCCCAGAAAUCUUCCCAUAUUGUCUUUGGUGACAUUUGUGGAAAGGAGAUCAGCCUAGUGGUGUCGACAGAGAAGGGAAAUGAGAACUCCAAAGCAAACAGGCAGGAGCGUGACAUAGCUGUCCACAUUGCCCAGUUACUGGUGAAUAUUUCCAAAAUCCGCCCGGAGGACAUUGCUAUUCUCUCACCAUACAACGCCCAGGUCUCUGAGAUCAAAAACAACCUUAAGAAGAAAAAAAUUGAUAAAAUUACAGUGUGCACCAUCACAAAGAGCCAAGGAAGCGAAUGGCAGUAUGUAAUCCUCUCCACGGUACGCUCCUUACCUAUCGCUGAGAUUGAGGAGGAACCAUCCAGGGCCUGGCUUUCCAAAAAUGUGGGCUUUGUUGGUGAUCCCAACCAGAUCAAUGUGGCCAUUACCAGGGCCCAGGUGGGGCUCUGCAUCCUUGGGAACCAGAAGCUGCUGCGGUGCAGCGUCGCAUGGAAUAAACUACUAAACCAUUACCGAGCAAAGAACUGCAUCACUACAGCCGAGAGCAUCACUGUGCGCUAAGUGGCCUAAAGUAUUCAUACCAUGGUGCUGGAGAAACACAUUCCUUUCUCGUAACUGAGAUUUUUCAGAUGCACACUUUCCUAUAGUAACUUACGGGUAAACUUUAAUGUACGUUCUGUUCUCAUUUUUAGCCUUUUUUUACUGAAGACCUUGUGACAUUACUUUAUACAUUGCAUUCCUAACCAAGCAGGCUCUAAUAAUUGUAAUUUGAAAAUUUUUGUUUAC